AUGGGCUACACAGCCAAGGCAACGAUACCUCUUAUCCCGCUGGCGAAGGAUUCCGUCCUUCUGCCCGGUGUCACUCUCCGCAUCUCAGUAUCCAACCGUGCCGACAUCCCUCUCCUCCUAUCAUCGGCCUUCCAACGGGCCACCAAGUCGAGAUCCGGCUCAGCUCAACUACCCGUCGGCUGCGUUCCUGUGAAUUCGCCGUUUCUCAGCCCCGAUGGCAAGGAACUGCUCGACAGCGCGGCAAAAGAGAGCAGCCGGGACUAUGACUAUGCCGACAUAGACCCAGGCAAGGCUAGAAAGAAGGAUUUAUAUGGAUACGGCACCCUGGCCAAGAUUGUGAGUGUCCAGGGGAGUCCCAAUGCGGAUCCGUAUCUACUGGUGGAAGGAAUCCAGAGAUUCAAGAUCGACAAGAUUAAACAUGAAAGACCAUAUUUUGAAGCCGAAGUUACAUUUUAUGAGGAUGAAGUGCCCGACCUUAACGACGGUGACCUUCGCGCCAGUUUCACCCGGCUCAAGCAACGAUCUCGUGAGCUUCUGACCCUGCUAAGGCUCUCAUCUCUCUUCCGCCCGGCAUCCAUGGCGCUGUCCCCUUUAAUUGUCCGCCGUUUCGAGCUGUUCAUCGCAAAGAAAGACCUCUCUCAAGCUGGCCAACUGGCCGAUUUCAUGACGGAUAUUGUGGAAGCAAGUUUUGAGGAGAAGCUUCGAAUUUUGAGCACACUGGAUUUACAUGAGAGACUAGAGCGCGUCCUUGCCUUGCUCAACAAGCAGAUCUCAGGCAUCAAUGGAAACAUCAAAGUCACCACAAUAACCUCAACAACCCUGCCAUCCAAUAUGGGUGUUGAUAUUUCCGACUUGAACCAAAAGCAGCGCGAAGCCCUAGCGAGGCGAGCAAUGUCUAGUCUCAACGGCAUGACGCCGCCCGGAAUGCCUGGUGCUAAUCGGGGUGGUGACGACGACGAGGAUAACGAAGUUAACGAAGUCGAUGAACUCAAGAAGAAGGUGGCCGAGGCUGGCUUGUCGCCUGAGGCUCAAAAGGUCGCGGAGCGCGAACUUAGACGACUGAAGAAGAUGAACCCGGCCAACGCUGAGUAUGGUGUGAUUCGCACUUACGUUGAGAAUUUGGCCGAGAUACCGUGGACAAAGGUCACCGAUGAUCAACUUGGCGCUGAUACCCUGAAACGGGCUCGUAAACAGCUUGAUGACGAUCAUUAUGGACUCGAGAAGAUCAAGAAGAGAUUGCUCGAAUACCUCGCGGUCUUGAAAUUGAAGCAGUCUGUCAACGCCGAUGUCGAUCAACAAAUUGCUCGUCUCACUAAGCAGCUUACUCCCACUCAAGAUGGGGAGGACAGGGAGGUCGAGCAGAUCCCAGACAAUGAGAAAGAUGCAGCCACUGCCAAGCUCCAUGUCCUCAAGUCGAAGCGCAUGGUGGACAAGUCUCCGAUUCUCUUGUUGGUUGGACCACCUGGUACAGGCAAGACCUCUCUCGCAAAGUCCGUUGCACUUUCUCUUGGUCGAAAGUUCCAUCGCAUCUCCCUGGGCGGUGUUAGGGAUGAAGCAGAAAUCAGAGGCCAUCGUCGGACGUAUGUGGCGGCUAUGCCAGGUCUGAUUGUUAGUGGCCUGAAGAAAGUCGGCGUGGCCAACCCAGUCUUCCUCCUUGACGAGAUCGACAAAGUGAGCACGAACAAUUUUCACGGUGACCCUUCAGCUGCCAUGCUUGAAGUUCUUGACCCAGAACAGAACCACAGCUUCAAUGACCACUACGUCAACAUUCCUAUCGACCUAAGCAAAGUCCUCUUCAUCGCCACGGCCAACUCUCUGGAUACCAUUCCGCCGCCUCUCCUCGACCGAAUGGAAACGAUUCGCCUGGCUGGCUACACGACAGUUGAGAAGCGUCACAUCGCCAAGCAACAUCUCAUACCCAAACAAAUCCGCACCAAUGGUCUCUCUGAAGGACAAGUCGUCAUUCCAGAUGAUGUCGUGGAUACCAUCAUCACAUCUUACACACGUGAAUCCGGAGUCCGCAACCUCGAGCGCGAAAUCGGAAGCGUGUGUCGCUACAAGGCAGUCCAGUACGCCGACGCCCGUGACGCAAAUGACACUUCGAAGUAUGACCCUGUUGUACGUGUCGAGGAACUUGAAGAAAUCCUCGGAAUAGAACGCUUCGAAGAAGAAAUCGCCGAGAAGCAAUCUCGUCCCGGUGUUGUGACCGGAUUGGUCGCCUAUUCGUCUGGUGGGCAAGGAAGCAUUCUCUUUAUCGAAGUCGCUGAUAUGCCCGGAAAGGGACGGGUGCAACUCACAGGCAAGCUGGGUGACGUGCUCAAAGAAUCCGUCGAAGUCGCACUUAGCUGGGUGAAAGCCCACAGCUACGAUUUGGGGUUGACGCACGACCGAGACGAAGACAUCAUGCAGAAACGGUCCAUCCACGUCCACUGUCCCGCCGGCGCGGUGCCCAAAGACGGCCCCAGUGCUGGAUUGGCGCACACCGUCGCGCUCAUCUCGCUGUUCUCCGGAAAGACUGUGCCCCCGACAAUCGCCAUGACGGGUGAAGUGAGUCUGCGGGGACGAGUCAUGCCCGUCGGAGGCAUCAAGGAGAAACUCAUCGGCGCCCACCGCGCCGGCGUCAAGACGGUCCUCUUACCCAAUGGGAACAAAAAGGAUGUCAAGGACGUGCCUGACGAGGUGAAGAAGGACUUGGAGAUUGUCCAUGUCAAACAUGUCUAUGAAGCUCUUCGCUACAUCUGGCCCGACUCGCAGUGGGCCUCGGAUCGACACUUUGCGGAAGUUGAGAGCAGAUUGUAA
Messenger RNA from Fonsecaea multimorphosa CBS 102226, 2799 nucleotides. RefSeq lists its product as uncharacterized. The transcript has 2 exons. The record is from RefSeq and is a predicted model, not a curated record. Gene Ontology annotation, biological process: protein targeting to peroxisome; protein catabolic process; protein processing. Gene Ontology annotation, cellular component: peroxisomal matrix. Lineage: Eukaryota; Fungi; Ascomycota; Eurotiomycetes; Chaetothyriales; Herpotrichiellaceae. Gene Ontology annotation, molecular function: serine-type endopeptidase activity; ATP hydrolysis activity; ATP binding. Bases 1 to 2799 code for a protein of 932 amino acids.